Messenger RNA from Hibiscus syriacus, 743 nucleotides. Its product is annotated as major pollen allergen Lol p 11-like. Lineage: Eukaryota; Viridiplantae; Streptophyta; Magnoliopsida; Malvales; Malvaceae. The record is from RefSeq and is a predicted model, not a curated record. The transcript has 2 exons. The coding region runs from base 112 to 591 and encodes 159 amino acids.
GUUGUUUAAUUUGCUGAUAUCAAUCCACUUUAUCAUCUUCAAUCUCCAUCCCUUCUCCCCAAUUCUUCCAUCACAUUCUCUAGAGGAGACCCCUUCAGAAAAGGAAGAAAAAUGGCGAAAAUAUUGUUGUUCAUCGCUCUAUGCGUGGUUCCAUCUCUGGUUAGUGGUACACGCAUGGUGAAGAAUCCAUUGAUGGUUCAAGGUCAAGUUUACUGUGACCUAUGCCGUGCUGGGUUUGAAACCCCAAAGACUACAAACAUGGCCGGUGCCAAGGUUAAGUUGGUUUGUUCCGAAAGGAAGACCGGUGAAGUCGUGUACGAGAGGGAAGGAUACACGGACUCAACAGGCCUAUACAAGAUCAGUGUCUCUGAGGAUCAUUUAGAUGAGGUCUGUGAUGCUGUUCUUGUAAAGAGCUCGCAGCCCAAGUGUGCUCAAAUGACACCAGGGCGUGAACGUGCUCGCGUGAUCUUGACCAACUUCAAUGGCAUUGCAUCAAACACCCGUUUUGCCAAUGCUAUGGGGUUCAUGGUCAACGAGCCUGAAGCUGGUUGUGCUGAGGUUAUGAAGUUGUACCUGGAGGAAGAUAACUAGAAAUUGCGAUUACGAGUCUAAUUUACAAGUUGACAUAUGUAUGUGUUGUCUGCUAUUCGUUAUUAUCAAGUGUGUCUUUGUGUCCCCUGUUUUCAGGACUUAUUGUUUUCUUUAAAAUUCUAAUAUGAAUAUUCUAUUUCUUUUUGGCCUUU